Molecule: messenger RNA, 701 nt
Organism: Hypoxylon trugodes
Lineage: Eukaryota; Fungi; Ascomycota; Sordariomycetes; Xylariales; Hypoxylaceae
Product: LexA/Signal peptidase
Exons: 2
Coding region: 148-663 (171 amino acids)
Biological process (GO): mitochondrial respiratory chain complex assembly
Cellular component (GO): mitochondrial inner membrane peptidase complex; membrane
Molecular function (GO): serine-type endopeptidase activity
Source: RefSeq, a predicted model, not a curated record
ACAUCAAAUCGCGAAAGAUUUGAACUUAUUUGAACUUACUGAUCAAAAAUCAAAAAUCAAUCCUUACCAUAUUUUAACAUUUUUGUUUCCGUUUCCUGCGAAGUCAAGAUAUCAAUCUAGGCCAGUCCCUAGAAUGACUCACGCUUGAUGGCGUUUCGGCAGCGAGUCGGUAGAUUCGGCUUCCGACUAUUCGCAUUCGCAACAUGGAUUCCAGUCAUCUCCAUGUUCAACCACUACGUUGGAGAAGUUGCGUGGAUUAGCGGCCCCUCGAUGUAUCCGUACUUUAAUGCGGAAAAAGACCAAACAACACGGAAUGACGUAGUUAUCAACUGCAAGCUCAAUGCCCAAUACGGGUUGCGGCGAGGCAUGAUUGUUACCUUUUGGAACCCAUGUGACCCAGAGAGCUUAGUGGUCAAGAGAGUCGUUGGACUGGAAGGGGAUGUCAUAAAACCGCGAAGUCCGUAUCCUGCUUCCACUGUCCGAGUGCCUCUUGGGCAUGUCUGGGUUGAGGGUGAUGGAGGUGAGCGCCUAAGCAGAGACAGCCACGAUUAUGGUCCAAUUUCGACGAACCUCAUCGUUGGUAAGAUCACGCAUGUUAUAUGGCCAUGGCAUAGAUUUGGUAAGGUACGCUGGUGGGAAUUUGCGGGAAAUAUUAGAAAUUAAAAGAAUAACCACGACAAGACUCCAUGCUCUCUCCUAAC